Molecule: messenger RNA, 720 nt
Organism: Eremothecium sinecaudum
Lineage: Eukaryota; Fungi; Ascomycota; Saccharomycetes; Saccharomycetales; Saccharomycetaceae
Gene: ASK1
Product: Ask1p
Exons: 1
Coding region: 1-720 (239 amino acids)
Biological process (GO): attachment of spindle microtubules to kinetochore
Cellular component (GO): mitotic spindle; mitotic spindle pole body; DASH complex
Source: RefSeq, a predicted model, not a curated record
AUGCCAGGGAACUCCGGAACAGACACUAUAGAGGCUGGGGAACCCACUAUGGAGCAAUUAGACCAAGAAAUUACGCUUCAAUUGCAGAAGAUCGAUUCCAACCUGAGUUGCUGUUUUAACAAAAUUACUAAGGAGAUCAUUCCACAUGUUACACGGUACGGAGCGGUAUGUGAAGAUACACUGAGUUCGUGUAGCUGGCUUAAAGAGAUGUUCCAGAAGAGUGCGGAUGUGCAGCUGUUGAAGGAGGGCGCGUUGGAGGAGGAAGAGGGGAAGGCUGGUGACGGUCAGCCAGGGGCUACAGAGUCGAUAUUUCCCGCGGACGAAGCGCUGGCAGCUGCAGUGGCGCGGGUUAAGGAAAACGUAGACGUGACUACGACCGGGCAGGUGCUCGCCAUCCCGCUGUCCAGCGAUGAGGACGAGGUCGACGCGGUGUCCGACAAGGUCACGUGUGCAGAAGACCAGGACGAUAAUAGCACCCUACAGCGACAGCAGAAGCGCCGCAAGCUAUCCUUAAUGCUGCAGCAGCGGUACGGGUCGUCAUCGUCCUCGUUUGUCUCCCGGUCGCCGACGAUGGAGCGAACCUUCCCACGCCUCGCCGGCAGCUCGCCCAAUCGCGAUGCACACGCGGACAAUGUAUCAGGGAGGCAAGAUGAGUCCACCAAGGAGGUCCAACCGCCGACCAGAACCGUCAUCCGCUUCCAAACUGAAGAGGGAACCUAA